AUGGAGCGAUACGAGGACUUCUCGAGCAUCACUCGGAACUCGUUACUCCAUGCAUUGACCGAGAAUGGCGAGCAUCUGGGCGACAGCGAGAUCACCAGCCUGAUGGAAGCCUACGAUAGCCUAUCUACGUUUCCCGACGUGAACGCGGCCCUGAACCGAAUCGCAGCCGACCCCACCAUUCACGCGGUAGUAUUUUCCAACGGUUCGAAGGCGAUGGUUUCCAACUCGGUAAUCGGCUCCAGAGACCUUGCCCCGCACGCCAGUGUCUUCCAGGACCUGGUCACCGUCGACGAGAUCCGGCGGUACAAGCCAUCGCGCGCAAGCUAUCAACACCUCGCGGAGAAGGUGGGCAAGCAGCCGUCGCAGAUGAGCGAGCUAUGGCUCAUCAGCGGUAACCCGUUCGACAUCGUUGGCGCGCGCAGCAUGGGCAUGAAUGCAAUCUGGAUCGAUCGCGCCGGCAGGGGAUGGCAGGAUGCUGCGGCACCGGAGCUACAACCUUCAGCAAUUGUACGCAGUCUGGAACACAUCGUGAACGAGAUCAAGGGCCGUCAUAAGUAG
Messenger RNA from Penicillium canariense, 558 nucleotides. RefSeq lists its product as uncharacterized. The record is from RefSeq and is a predicted model, not a curated record. NCBI's taxonomy places the organism in Eukaryota, Fungi, Ascomycota, Eurotiomycetes, Eurotiales, Aspergillaceae. The transcript has 2 exons. Bases 1 to 558 code for a protein of 185 amino acids.